AUGUCAGCUGAUUAUUGUCGGAGUUUUCGGUUGCGAGGGAUCCCAUGUGGCUAUCAAUCUAGGAUAGAUGUUCGUGAACUGGUCAAGAAGGUUCUUUGUAUCGAGCCCGAUGCAAGUGUUGUCGUUCAUUCACUCGCAAUCAAUCCUGUCCAUGAGAACAGCCAGGUCGCAACUCUGAGUUUUCACACUACCCCGAACUCUUUGUCCGACUGUUCCAGAAACGAGUGGGAUUUUGAGCUGCUGGCUAGCGACACCUCAGGCGACGAUGCUUUGGAUGUGAUAUCGCUCGUUUUUGAUACCCACUUCUGGGGUUUCACGCCUCUGCACCGUACUAAGGAUAGCGAUUGCCAUAUUGAUAUAAUAGCGAUAUCCGGUCUGAAUGGACAUGCGUUCGGUUCAUUUAAGCGAAAGCAGGGGUCAUUCAUGUGGCUCCGAGAUGCUCUUCCGCUAGAUGUCCGAAACGCCAGGAUCCUAAUAUAUGGAUAUGAUACUCAGUUGAUUCAAAGCCAUUCGUUCCAGAACUUGACAGACUUGGGCCGAACCCUUCAAGGGUACUUGAAAACCAUUCGGAAAUCUAACGACUUUCGUCCUAUAAUAUUUAUUGGACAUAGCCUCGGAGGUCUGGUUGUCAAAGAGGUUGGGAUUACCUUCGGUCUAAGCCUAGAUAUCUGUGUUUUCAACCAUACUAAUAUACCCUUACAGGCUGUUGUUCAGUUGAAGAAAGAGCAGAAUGAAGAGGAUGGAUCCAUCCUAAAGUCUAUUGCAGCCUUUCUGUUCUUUGGUGUUCCUCAUCAAGGAAUGGCUAUUGAAUCGCUAGUUCCUUUGGUCCACAACUCUCCCAAUAUGGGUCUUCUUCAGUCACUUGACAGAAACUCGCCGCUGCUUCCACGCCUCACCACCGACUUCAGCAAAUCCUUCGUUGGAAAAACCCCGAGAACAAUUUCUUUCUAUGAAACGGAAAAAUCUCGCACUGCAGUAGAGAUCACCCGCCGUGUUGGGGUAGUGAAAUGUCACUUACAGCAUCUUCAGGGCACUAGUGGCAAAUGGGAACUGUCUGGGCCAUUUGAAGUCUUGGUCGAUAUAUCAUCCGCAACAUAUGGCAGUGAUAGUCAACACCCCGUCAACCGCAACCAUUCUGAACUAGUGAAGUACAAUAGCCAGUACGAUGGAAUCUAUGAACGAGUCCGGAAUGUUCUACAGUCACUGAACAACAUAUUACCACGUGAACCCGUCUACACAAGCAUGGAAGUUGAAAGCCAUUCGUCCAGCAAUCUCUCAAACGAAACUUUUGAAUGUCUAAAGUCACUUUCCUUUCGAGAGCAAGAGCAUAGGUAUAACGAUAUCUUAUCCGCGGAAAAUACCUGCGGGUGGCUUUUGGAAGACUCGCAAUACCAGGCUUGGAUGAACCAACCUGGAAGCCUUUUUUGGAUCAAAGGCAACCCCGGGGCUGGCAAGUCUGUUCUCAUGAAAUUUGCCGUCACAAUGAUGAAACAGAGGGAGCCUAACGAACGCGUUCUGUCUUUUUUUGUCCAUGGUCGAGGAGCAGAGUUACAGAAGACGCCACUUGGCAUGUUCCGAGCAUUACUGCACUCUAUGCUUGAGCUUUUCCCCGACUAUCUUUCUAGUCUUACAUCCCAAUUCAAUGAUCAGGAAAAAAGACGCGGAUCUUACCAAGAGAAUAGGUGGCAAUGGCAAGAGUCUGAACUGAAAAAAAUAAUGUCUGAAAUUUUAACCAAAGGGACGAAGAAGCAGCCUAUCGUCCUAUUUGUCGAUGCCCUCGACGAGUGUGGGAAGCAUCACGCCAAAAGCUUAUUAUCUUAUUUCAGAGAUCUCAUGGAAGACGUCAAACGUGAAGGAGCGCAGGUAAAGAUAUGUUUUUCUUCACGACACUAUCCAAUUCUUGGCCUUGACAAAAUCCCGUCCAUUUCUGUUGAAGAGAGAAACGACAAAGAUAUACGAUCCUUUGUGAGAAGUCGACUAAGCGAUAUCCAACCAGCUGUUAAGCGUCAGAAAUUGGAGACAGAAAUCUUACAAAAAGCUCACGGGGGUUUCCAAUGGACAGUCUUGAUAGUUGACAAGGUCAUGGAGGGAUAUAUAAAUGGUGUCAAUGCGCAUGAUUUAUACCAUCAGCUCGAGACUACACCAGAAGCACUGGGAGAGUUUUAUGGGAAAACUCUGAGCUCCGUGGCUGGUGUCGAAAGAAAACAGAUGGUCAAGCUUUUUUCUUGGAUUCUUUUUGCUAAGCAGCCUUUGUCUUUGCAAGAGCUUCGAGAGGCGCUUACUACCGACAAGGACAUGGCCCAUACGUCUAUCUCUGAACUGAGACACUAUGCAAGCACCACGCUAGACGAAUUUGAAAGGCAUGUUAGGUAUAUCUCCCGAGGCCUGGUAGAAUUUCAGACCCGUGAAAUCUGGGAGCAGUAUGAAGUCGGGGGCGAAGAGUCUGACAAGGAGGCCCAGUUUAUCCACCAGUCAGUUGCUGAUUACGUCCUCGAGGAGUUUCUUAGCCAUACUGGCUCUGGUUCAAGCGUUGAAUCUACAGUUGGAGCUGGUCACUUUCAAAUUUCGAGAUCCUGCCUCAGAUAUAUGACGUUGAGGGAGAUCCUCGAAGGAACGCAACUGACUCGUGGUUCGCUCUCGGUGAAAUUCCCUUUGUUGCCUUACGUGGUGCGAAAUCUGUUUUACCAUAUUCAGAAGGUGGAACAGGAGGGAAUACUCCAGUUGGAUCUUUUACCAAUAAUUCACAACGACUGGCAGCCUAACACCUUGAGGAGGAUUGCGAGCGUGUGGAGAAUUAUGGACCCCUACAGAGCCUACACGCCCAUGGGGUGGCCAUUUGUUGAAGGAAGGCCGCUUCAUUCUUUAGUCACCUUUGGCUCGAAGAGCGCAUUCGAUGCCUUUUUAGAGAUGGGAGAUGUGCAGGUCGAUGAUAGAGACUCGCAUGGAAACACCUCACUGCUACUUGCUAUUAGAGAACGUCACCAGGAAAUAGCACUAGCGCUACUUGAACGGUCUACCAAAUGGCAAAAUCGACACGAAGUAGCUGUGCAAAUUCCUGGCGGUCCGGAAGAAACGAUGUCAAGAUCAAAUUAUGUUGUGGACGUGGACGCCGAGAACAACGAUGGUGAGACAUCAUUGGAUGUAGCAUUCCAAGAAAGGCUCGAUGAAGUCAUCAUCAAGUUGAUUGAGGCGGGUGCGGAUUUGGGAUCAUCUGAGCAAGAGACGGGGCUCCUUUUCCACGCCAUAGAUCGGAGACAUGAGUUGCUAUUUGCUAAGCUCCUGCGGGAAAAUGUAAAGCUUGAUGGAGCCGUCUACUUUACUGUCGAGAAUUUAAUAUAUACGGGGGGUGAUAAACUCCUUGAAGAUUUUAUUGUCAGGCUUCUCGAUGCAGGAGCCAAUACUUCGAAAAAUGUGGAAGCCUAUGAUGAAUCCGACGAAGAUGAUGAAGAGAUUAAAGAGAAUUACGAAGCGAUCCUACUCGCGUCGCGAACAGGCCAAACAUCUCUAGUUAGCCUUCUUUUAUCACAUGGUGUCUCGACAACUGUAAUUGAUGGAACUUUCUUCUUGGCCGUGAAGAAUGGUCAUGAGGAAAUAGCAAAGAUGCUUAUUGACAACGAAGCGGAUAUCAAUACCAGAAUACACGGAUUGACGCCACUCUCAUACGCCAUACGGAAUGGCCACGAGGUCAUAGUAAAGAUGCUUAUUGAUAACGAAGCGGAUAUCAACAUCAGAAUAGACGGAUUGACGCCACUCUCAUACGCCAUACGGAAUGGCCACGAGGCCAUAGUAAAGAUGCUUAUUGAUAACGAAGCGGAUAUCAAUACCAGAAUAGACGGAUUGACGCCACUCUCAUACGCCAUACUGAAUGGCCACGAGGCCAUAGUAAAGAUGCUUAUUGAUAACGAAGCGGAUAUCAACAUCAGAAUAGACGGAUUGACGCCACUCUUAUACGCCAUACAGAAUAGCCAUGAAGCCAUAGUAAAGAUGCUUAUCGACUAUAAAGCAGAUGUCAAUAUCCGCCAUUAUCAAACAGGAUCAACACCACUAUUAUCAGCCUUGCAGGGUGGUCAUAAAACAAUAGCAGAUAUGCUUCUUCAUAAUGGAGCAGAUGUUAAUUCUAGCAAUAUUCAAGGAUUAACGCCUCUCUUAUACGCUAUCCAAUCCGGUCAAGUGGCAAUGGUGAAUGCACUUAUCGAAAGAGGAGCAGACCUUAAUGCUUAUAAUAAUAAAAGACCGACGCCGCUCUUCUGCGCCACCCAAAACAGCGAAGAGGCACUAGCAAAGAUACUUAUUGAAAGCGGAGCAGAUCCUAAUGCUUGCGAUAAUCAAGGAUUAACACCGCUCUUAUGGGCCUCCCAAAACGGCAAAUGGGAAAUAGCAAACGCCCUUGUUGAAAUGGGAGCUUUUGUAUAG
Molecule: messenger RNA, 4413 nt
Organism: Clonostachys byssicola
Lineage: Eukaryota; Fungi; Ascomycota; Sordariomycetes; Hypocreales; Bionectriaceae
Source: the annotation of a GenBank genome assembly